UCGCUAGACGACGGUCUGCAGCUGAGCCGAUGGACCAAUACUGCAUCCUGGGCCGCAUCGGCGAGGGCGCGCAUGGCAUCGUCUUCAAGGCCAAGCACGUCGAGACCGGAGAGAUCGUGGCCCUCAAGAAGGUCGCCCUGCGGAGGCUGGAAGACGGGAUCCCCAACCAGGCGCUGCGGGAGAUCAAGGCCCUGCAGGAGAUGGAAGACAACCAGUAUGUGGUACAGCUGAAGGCCGUGUUCCCACAUGGUGCAGGCUUUGUCCUGGCCUUUGAGUUCAUGCUUUCGGAUCUGGCUGAAGUGGUGCGCCAUGCCCAGAGGCCACUGACUCAAGCUCAGGUCAAGAGCUACCUGCAGAUGCUGCUCAAGGGUAUUGCCUUCUGCCAUGCCAACAAUAUUGUGCAUCGGGACCUGAAACCAGCCAACCUGCUUAUCAGUGCCUCUGGCCAGCUCAAGAUUGCAGACUUUGGCCUGGCCCGGGUUUUUUCCCCUGAUGGCAACCGCCUCUACACACACCAGGUGGCUACUAGGUGGUACCGAGCCCCUGAACUGCUGUAUGGUGCCCGCCAGUAUGACGAGGGUGUUGACUUGUGGGCUGUGGGCUGCAUCCUGGGGGAGCUGUUGAAUGGAUCACCCCUUUUUCCUGGGGAGAAUGACAUCGAACAGCUUUGCUGUGUGCUGCGUGUCUUGGGCACCCCUAAUCCUCAAGUUUGGCCGGAGAUCACAGAGUUACCUGACUACAACAAGAUUUCCUUCAAGGAACAGGCACCUCUGCCCCUGGAGGAGGUGUUGCCCGAUGCUUCUCCUCAGGCCUUGGACCUGCUGGGGCACUUUCUCCUCUACCCUCCACAUAAGCGCAUUGCUGCCUCGCAGGCCCUCCUGCACCAGUACUUCUUCACAGCCCCGCUGCCUGCCCACCCCUCAGAGCUGCCGAUCCCUCAGCGCCCAGGAGGCGCUGCACUCAAGGCCCAUCCAGGCCCACCCCAUGUCCAUGAUUUCCACGUAGACCGGCCCCUGGAGGAGUCACUCUUGAACCCAGAACUUAUUCGUCCCUUCAUCCCAGAAGGAUGAGCUGUGGGCCAAGACCAUGAGGACGCUUCCUCUGCUUUGCCUAAAGGAUCUUCCCUGGCUUCUCUGCUGCCACACUCACUUUCUCUGUCAUUGCACCUGGUCCCAGCCAGGUGGACAUCCAGUUGCAGCAGAACAGCCCACUCAAAGCCACAUGUCUGCCACUGUCUAUCAGAAAGAGUAUGCAUUGCUUGGGAAAGCUGUCCAUAUGCUCAGUGAGGCCCAUCUAGAGCUGGUUCUCUUAAGUGCUGCUCUCCUACUCAGGGCCAGUCCUACUGGAGCUAUGGGGUUCUGGAGUUGGUGGGUAGCACAGAGUGUCCUGUUAACAGUGCAAGCAAGAAAAUAGGGUUGGUAGAGAUAACACUAAAUUCAGUUUUGAGGUUAUAAAUCCCCUAUGUAAUUCUGCCUAGUGUUCCUGUCAGGAAAUUGGUUCCAUUCGCAGCUACUGUAGUUCUGGGGGCUUCAUAGGCUAGAGCUAGCUUUGGAGGUGGCAGAAAGAAGCUUGCUAAGGCCUAGUAAGACUCAGGUUGGAGAUAUUUACCAACAUAUGCACCCCCAAGUUAUUCCAGGUUUAGAUAUUUCUGUCUUGACAGAAGUUCCAGGCUGAAAAAGAGACAGGCAUUCCUGAAACUUCAUUGUGAAGUCUGUGUAUCACAGCACAGUCUCAGUCAGCUCUAAUUUUAGAAAUGGAUUCUAAAAUCCAUUUAGGAAUGCAGAGAUGAGCUGGAGCAGUGUCUCACCCUAUCAGGCACAAAUACUAAAAUUACAGAGACAGUGCAUGUUGGCUUAGAGAUAGAGAAACCAGAGAAAUCAGCUCUUAGAUAUCUUUUUUUUCUUUUUUUUUUUUUUGGAUUUUUUUGGCCACACCUGGGUUACUCCUGGCCAUGCGCUCAGAAAUUUCUCCUGGCUUGGGGGACCAUAUGGGAUGCUGGGGGAUUAGACCACAGUCUGUCCUGGGUCAGCCGUGUGCAAGGCAUAUGCCCUAUCGCUGCACCAUUGUUCCAGCCCCAAGAUAUCUUUUAUCAAAGUACAUUUUGUGUCUCAUAGAUAAAGAUAUAUAAGCUCUGAGGACACAAGCUACUGACACUUUUUCUCUCUCUCUCUCUCUUUUUUUGUUU
Suncus etruscus (white-toothed pygmy shrew) is the source of this 2185-nucleotide messenger RNA. It is a transcript of the gene CDK20, whose product is annotated as cyclin dependent kinase 20. Bases 30 to 1070 code for a protein of 346 amino acids. NCBI's taxonomy places the organism in Eukaryota, Metazoa, Chordata, Mammalia, Eulipotyphla, Soricidae. Gene Ontology annotation, cellular component: nucleus. Gene Ontology annotation, molecular function: ATP binding; cyclin-dependent protein serine/threonine kinase activity. The record is from RefSeq and is a predicted model, not a curated record. Gene Ontology annotation, biological process: protein phosphorylation. The transcript is spliced from 8 exons.